GCACAACUGUUAUUACUGAUCAAAUCUUAUCUACACUUUAUAAUAAAACUCAGUCUUCAGAUAAAAGUUAUUUUAUCAAUUACAUCUAUUCUUAUCCAUAAUUUCAUUAUCUCAUUAAAUAAUAAUCAUAAUCAUCAUCAUCAUAGUCAACAAUAAAUUUAUCACUGUUUUCAAAUUCAAAAUUGGUCCCGCGUGACAACGAACUGCCCACUGUCCAGGAGGUGGCGUCAGCUCUGAUCCUAGUAACCUCCCAGGACAUAACACCCUAGCUAAACUUUGUUUUUGUCGGAUGUCUGCUACUUUCAGGGUAAUACAUUAUUUAGAUGGCUUUUCAGAGGUUAUGAUAGUAUUUUUACCGGGAAAAAGUACUCAUUGUGUAAUAAAUUUUGAGUCUUAACUGUAAUUAUUGUAGUUUACCAUACGAAUUUAUUAAAUUUUAUAUUACAAUGUCAUUUGCGCAAAGUUAUUAUCCAAAUUAUUUUUCAAUAAAUGACAUAUUGGCAACAGAGGAAAGAAUCCAGUGUAAAGUUGAACUUAAUUUACCACGUUUAGGUUUCUUGGAUAUAACAUCAGAAGCACCAGAUUUAAAACCGGGAACCAAAUUAGAAUUUCCAUUUUGGUUAGCAUCAUCAUUACAUUCUAGAAGAAGACCUAUUGUUAGUGUUGAAAUACCUAAAUAUUAUAAAGAAGGUUGGCGAGACAUAGUAGAUGCUGGUCCAUGCGCAGUUAAAUUAAGCCAAUGGAAUCUACAUUAUUAUGAAUUAGGCAUGCUUAUAACACAAUUUAAUAGUCGAGAAAGUGAAAAAAUAAAAGACAAUUUAUUAUUAGCAUUUAAGAUACGACUAAGAUCUCUUAUGGAUUCAACUGAAAAUCCUUAUGCAAAGCCAACGUUAGAUACUCCAUUGCCCAUGUUAGAGCAUAACUUACUUUUAGCUGGCCGUAAAGCACGCACUGUUUUGAUAGAAUGGUUAAAACAAGGUAGUGGCAAUAUUGAAAAAUCAGAAAUGGUUGCUAAUCUUAUGAAGAAACGUAAACGUAAUGAAUUCGAAGCCGAUUAAUGUUAAUUAUAAUUAAUUAAUUACUUUGUUAUUAAAUCAAUAGCAACUAUUAACGUAAAAUAAUUUUUCUAAUCAAUUAAAAGUAAUUUAAUAGUAAAUAAUUAGUUUAAUUAAUUAAAAUACAAUAUCCCUUUAUUUAACGAAUACAAUCAUGAUUUUUAAAGUAAUUAAAUAACAAAUAUAAAUUAUAUACAAUUGGUAUAAAGAAAUUCAAACACAAAAUAAUUGUAAACAAGAUUUAAAAAAAACAUUAAGCAACUAUUAAUUAAAGUCUCUA
Microplitis mediator is the source of this 1335-nucleotide messenger RNA. RefSeq names its product DNA replication complex GINS protein PSF3 (gene Psf3). Gene Ontology annotation, biological process: mitotic DNA replication initiation. Gene Ontology annotation, cellular component: GINS complex. The transcript has 5 exons. Lineage: Eukaryota; Metazoa; Arthropoda; Insecta; Hymenoptera; Braconidae. The coding region runs from base 447 to 1058 and encodes 203 amino acids. The record is from RefSeq and is a predicted model, not a curated record.